GAUCCAAGGGUGAACAAUUGGACGAUGAUGUCGAGUCCCUUCCCCACUCUAGCCAUAUGCAUCUUCUACGCUUAUUUCUCCAGAGUUAUCGGGCCCAGACUAAUGGAGAACAGAAAACCGUUCAACCUGCGGAACGUGCUGAUAGUUUACAAUUUAAUACAAUGUAUAUUUAGCGCAUGGAUAUUUUAUGAAUACUUGAUGAGUGGGUGGUGGGGGAGCUACAGUUUUCGGUGUCAACCAGUGGAUUAUUCGAAUGAUCCUAUGGCUUUGAGGAUGGCUAGGACGUGUUGGUGGUACUACUUCUCGAAAUUCACGGAGUUCUUCGACACCCUGUUUUUCAUUUUGCGGAAGAAAAACAGCCACGUGUCAACUCUUCACGUCAUCCAUCACGGAUGCAUGCCUUUCUCCGUUUGGAUGGGCAUGAAAUUUGCUCCAGGUGGUCACAGCACAUUUUUCGCCUUGCUCAACACUUUUGUACAUAUUGUGAUGUACUUCUACUACAUGAUCGCGGCUAUGGGACCAAAAUACCAAAAGUACAUCUGGUGGAAGAAAUACUUGACCACUUUCCAAAUGGUCCAAUUUGUGGCGAUUUUCAUCCACCAGUUCCAGCUUCUAUUCACCGAAUGCAACUACCCUAAAAGCUUCAUGGUUUGGAUCGCCCUGCACGGAAUCAUGUUCUUCUUCCUUUUCUCUGAUUUCUACAAGGUCAAAUACACCAGCGACAAAAAGGCUGUGAAGAGGAGCGAAAAUAACGGUGCCUGCAUGCCUGUAUUGGAUGACGCACCAAACGGUCUGAAAAAAUCGAACAGCAAUGGCACACUGAACAACACGUACAUCAAGAGCGAGUACUCGGAUUCGUACGAAGCGUACUAUUCUAACGGCAGCACAAAAGGUUUUGUCGCACAAACCAUCACGAAACAACAGCCGAACAACAAGAAAAUAGAAUAGGGUGCAUUGUAGAUAUUCUAAAUCCUGUAAAUCCGAAAAUCAAAACUUGGUACAAAUCGUACAAACUGAUCGUUGAUUUACCUAUUCCACCAGAAGAUGCCUGAGUUAAUGGAACCGCACAUGUCGACCACCUUCUUUAGGCGCCAGCGUUGCUAAAUAUCGGACUGUUGCCGCAAGGUAUGGGAUUUACUUUUCGCGAAAAGGAGUAAUCACGGGCGAGGUAGUUAUAAUUUUUGAAGAAUAAACACGUUUUUUUAACAGGAAAUUGACUACUUCUGAGGAAAUUAUUAUGAUCCUACGUGGCAACAUGGCUCAAAUCCGGCGUAGGGUUGGGCCGUUAAUCAAUGCUGAAUCUAACAACUUAUUUCACAUAUGGCAACGCCGCUGUCAGCUAUGUGUCAUUUGAACUAUUAUUUCUGAGGCGUUUGAACUACUGUUUGUUUCAUUUGAACUACUGUGCAUAGAGUCUUUCUUUUCUAAUGAAAUUACUACAGUCGUAUUUGCAACAUGAUGGUGAUUCUAGAAAUUGUUGUUGAAUAUGCAAAUACUGCAGCAUGGUUGGGUGUUUAAUCAAAGCUACAAUCUACCAACUUAUUUUACACAUGGCAACAUCGCAGUUAUGUGCUAUUUGAACUACUAUCCCUAUGGCAUUUGAACUACUAAACUCGACUCAAUUGAAAUACUGCUUGUUACAUUUGAACUACUAUGCACGGAGUCUGCAUUUGCUAAGGAAAUUCCUGCGAUUGUAAUGGCAAAUUGGCUGUGACAAUGGAAAUUGUUGUUGAAUAUUCAAACCCAGCUCAGCGUUAGGCAUUUAAUCAGUGCUACAAUCGACCAACUUAUUUCACAUAUGGCAACGCCGCUGUCAGCUAUGUGUAAUUUGAACUAUUAUUUCUGAGGCGUUUGAACUAAUUUUUGUUACAUUUGAACUACUAUGCACAAAAUUUUUCUUUUCUAAUGAAAUUACUGCAAUCUUAUUUGCAACAUGAUGGUAAUUCUAGAAAUUGUUGUUGAAUAUGCAAAUACUGCAGCAUGGUUGGCUGUUAAAUCAAAGCUGCAAUCUACCAACUUAUUUUAAACAUGGCAACAACGCAGUCAGUUAUGUGCCAUUUGAACUACUAUCCUUAUGGCAUUUGAACUACUGAACUCGACUCAAUUGAAAUACUGCUUGUUACAUUUGAACUACUAUGCACGGAGUCUGCAUUUGCUAAGGAAAUUCCUGCGAUUGUAAUGGCAAAUCGGCUGUGACAAUGGAAAUUGUUGUUGAAUAUUCAAACCCAGCUCAGCGUUGGGCAUUUAUUCAAUGCUACAAUCUACCAACUUAUUUCACAUAUGGCAACGCCGCUGUCAGCUAUGUGUAAUUUGAAAUAUUAUUUCGGAGGCGUUUGAACUAAUUUUUGUUACAUUUGAACUACUAUGCACAGAGUUUUUCUUUUCUAAUGAAAUUACUGCAAUCUUAUUUGCAACAUGAUGGUAAUUCUAGAAAUUGUUGUUGAAUAUGCAAAUACUGCAGCAUGGUUGGGUGUUAAAUCAAAGCUACAAUCUACCAACUUAUUUUAAACAUGGCAACAACGCAGUCAGUUAUGUGCCAUUUGAACUACUAUCCCUAUGGCAUUUGAACUACUGAACUCGACUCAGUCGAACUACUGCUUAUUACAUUUGAACUACUAUGCAUCGAGUCUGCAUUUGCUAAGGAAAUUCCUGCGAUUGUAAUGGCAACAUGGCUGUGACAAUGCAAAUUUUUGAUGGAUUUUCAAAUCCAACGCAAGAUUGGGCAUUUAUCAAUGCUACAAUCUAAUCUGCCAACUCAUUUUACACAUAUCAACGCCGCUAACAGCCAUGUGUUAUUUGAACUAUUAUUCCUGACGCAUUUAAACUUUUUGUUACAUUGGAACUAUUUUUGUUUCAUUUGAACUACUGUGAUGGUAGAAAUAUGCAAUGUUUGGGUAUUAAAUCAAAGCUACAAUUUACCAACUUAUUUUACACACGGCAACAUCGCAGUCAGCUAUGUCAUUUGAACUACUAUCCCUGUAGCAUUUGAACUACCAAACUCGACUCAUUCGAACUACUGUUUGUUACAUUUGAACUACUAUACAUGGAAAUUACUGCUAUCUUAAUGGCAACAUGGCUAUGAGGUUGGAAAUUGUAUGCGACGUUCAAUUACAGCACAGCGUCAGGCAUCUUCUUGGGGAAUACGUUAAACAAUGGUACAGUAUAAUAAAUCAACUUCUUGAGUUGAAUCUGAGCAUGAUUAGCGUAAUGUUGUUUUGACAAUUGCAGUUGCAGUUGUCAAAAAAUGUCUACUUGCGAUACCAAAGACUAGCCAUAAAGCAAUGGAGGAACUCAGGUUUCUCUACAGCCUGGAUUGCUGGUCCUACUAUUUUUUUAUGAAUAUUAUGGAUUGUUUUCCUUUUAAUCGUUUUGCGAGGCAAGUAUUGUCUUUUAUUUGGGUUUCUGGAAAUUCGGAAAACGCUUUCAAAAUUGCGUUCGUACUGUGGCAGACGUAUUUGAUUUACACUUGUAGAUAUACCACAAACCCAAAGUCUUUCUAAUGCCACCAAGAUGAAAAUACGGCUGAAAUCUGAAAUAGUAGCUGAAAAACUAUACAUAUAUUUCAUCGUAGAUUGUGACAAAAAAUGAAAUUUUACGCGAGACGUUGUUUUGAUAUUACAUGUUUUGAAAUAUGCACUACCCUUCAAAAGUAUUUGAACGCCCAGAAAGCAAAGAAACAGAUGGAAGUUAUUAAACAAAAACAUUACAAUAUUCUAAUGGCAAAUAAAUUCCUGGCUAAUGAUGAUUUCCAUGGUGAUGGUUUUCAAUAUAUAAAGAAAAAUAAAUACGUACUCUGAAGUUAUUUUUUUGUUUACGAUUUUAAAUGGAAAUAUGCAGUUGCUAAAAUACUUUUGAACGCUAGUGUAUGUCUAUCAAAAUUAGCCCAAUCUAUCAUUUACUAAAAAAAAGGCGAAAUCGACAAAACGGAUUUUGGUCUAGUUCUGUAUUAAAGCCCUGAUAUUCAUUAUCCUUAGCUACUUUAUAAUGACUCUAAAAGCUGUUCUAGAUAUUCUAUCUCGGUAUGUUUUUUUCUAUAAAAAUGUGGUAUUGUUAAAGCGUUAAAAAAAUCAAUGGCAUCAUUGCCGACCAUUUUUGUAAAUAUUAAAUAUUUUAAAUAGAAUAAAAAAUAGAUAUUUGAAUAUAAUUUUGUUCAAUUGCCCUCUAUGGGACCAGAUGUAAUUCAAGCAAUUUUAACUUUAUUUUCGUAUUAUGAAAGCUUCCUACCAAGUGUAUGAAAGAAAAUCGCAAAGUAUUUCUUCAGAGGAAAAUAUAAUUAAGAAUGAAAACUGGAAUAUACAUUAGAAUUUGAAAUUGCGAUAUUAUUGAGCCCAAUGAAAUUCACGACUGUUCAUCGUGUGAAGUGUAAAGUGAUUUUUACAUGCCUUUUUGUAUAUAAACUCCACUAUAAAACCCUGAAAUUCUUCGUGGAUCUUGUUCAAUUGAUGUUACGAGGGUUGUUUCAAAAAUAUUUUUUCAGGAACAAGGAAUUUUUUAUUUGAAAAAACGAAUUCAUCAUUGGAAACGCUGAUCUUUUUCUCAAUAGACGCCAUUUUUUUAGACGUGAAAUCGACUUUAGCACAUCGCGAAUGGCCGCCUCUUGUUGGGAUCGGGGGUGGGGGAGCCGACAAACACGACGCUGUUGCCAGAUUUCGCCAAGCAUCACCCUCGUAAAACUAUCGUACUAUUUAUUUUAGCAGGUUACUAUAAAUUUUGAGAAGAUGAAAUGAGAGGUUUUUUUAAGGUUUCUUACUUGGUCAAAGGUAGAAGUACUAGUUGAUUGGAAUCAACCGUUAGUGCCUGAUCAUCAGCGACAUUUUUGUAACGUUUGUGAAGCUUAGCUUUCUGUGGCACAACUUUUGUAGUCCGGUACUGACCUCUGCCAUUUAGAAAACUUAAAAACUUGAAUUUUACAUUUGUGGUUUUUCUGUAUUUCAUAAGAUUCAU
Molecule: messenger RNA, 4944 nt
Organism: Acanthoscelides obtectus
Lineage: Eukaryota; Metazoa; Arthropoda; Insecta; Coleoptera; Chrysomelidae
Source: the annotation of a GenBank genome assembly